Messenger RNA from Drosophila hydei, 615 nucleotides. RefSeq lists its product as uncharacterized. The transcript has a single exon. Lineage: Eukaryota; Metazoa; Arthropoda; Insecta; Diptera; Drosophilidae. The record is from RefSeq and is a predicted model, not a curated record. The coding region runs from base 1 to 615 and encodes 204 amino acids.
AUGGCAGCACAGUCGACAGCCAGACAGCAAACAAGAACAACAUCAACAGCAUCUGCCAGCAUGGAUAACACCGCAAUUGCCCCCAACUAUGCGCACAAAAAGUUCUCUGCUUUAAAGCGCAAACGCAGUCAGGACGAGGAGACGGAUGAUGAUGUGGUUUUCAUUAUGGAACUGCCCGCCAAGCGACGGUUCUUUCGCCCCUGGCUGGAUGAGCCUCGAGCGGCCAUAACCUCAACGACGGAGCAGCCACCGCGACGACCAUCGCCCAAUACAGUGGCCACCACCUACCAUGCCAACAUGGUGCGCUCCCAUACGCCACGCCUGCGCAGUCCCAAGGCGCAACAGCGUCGCGAUCGCAAUACCUUAGCCUGUCUGCUGAGUCGUCGCGCCCGGCAAGCCAAGCAGCUGGCCAUAGAGCAGCAGUACGAGCAAUAUCGUCAGCAGCACGAGGCCAACUUGGAGCAGCAAGUGCGAUUGAGCCUCUACUAUGUCAGAUUCCUGCAGCAGACAAUGGCCGCGACACAAGCUCCACUGCCCGACAGCCAAAUAAUGCAGAGCCUGCAGCACGUACAGCAAGGUUGGCCCCAACAGCAGGCAACAGCCACGAAGCGUUAG